CUUACACUUCAUAUUGAAAACAUAACCUAAAAACAUGGACUUAUUUUCAAAAAAGUUUUAAAUUAUGUAAAUAAAAAUGAACUCAAUAAAACUUUUGGCGCAACGCAGUACAUUUUUAGUACUAAAUAGAAGGUAUGCUACCACUAAGAAAAAAAUACCCGUUCCUGAUGAGGAGGAACAAUUACCAAUUUUUCAAUAUCCUGUAAGCAAGUCAUCUGACCGGCGAGUGUAUGUGUGGGGCAUGGCAGAGACAGGUGCCCUUGGCAUUCACCUGCCAAGAGGCAGCAAGGGAAAGAAGGCAUACAAAAACAACUUCAAACUGGCUUGGCAUCCCAUGCGGUCCACUUUUGGGGAGAGAUUUGAUGUAACUCACGUUGCAUGCGGGUACGGAUUCACGGUAGCAUCAAUAAAGACAAGUGAACAGCACAAGGUGUUCGGCACUGGCAUCAACACAGACUCUCAGAUCGGGUACCAUGCUCCCAGGGUCGGCCAUCCUCUUGAAUUGCUGCUAAGCCCAGCACCUAUUUAUAUUCCGUACAAAUCUUUGGAAACUAAGAUAAUAGGCAUAGAUGCUGGCAGAGCGCACACAGUAAUCCUCACAGACACCGAAGGUGUGUAUACUCUUGGCAACAACGCAUACGGCCAGUGCGGUAGGAAGAUCAACCCUAAUGAGGAGUAUAGGGGAAGCAUGUUGUCGCACAAUAUUAGGACUUUGGGCAAAGAGAAGAUUGCUAGUGUCUGCUGUGGGCAGGAUCAUACUCUGUUCCUAACAGAGUCAGGCAAGGUGUACGCAUGUGGGUGGGGCGCCGACGGCCAGACGGGGCUGGGCAACUACGACAACCAGGGGCCGCCCGCCGCCGUGCGCGGCGACGUCACUUCCGAGAAGAUAGUCAAGGUGGCGUCCACAGCUGAUUGCGUGCUCGCUCUCAAUGACCAAGGCGAGCUCUUCGGCUGGGGCAACUCAGAAUACGGUCAAAUACCGAUGAGCACGAAACAGCAACAAGUCAACAUGUCGUACGCGCUGGUCAACUUUACAAAAGGCCUAGGAAAGAUAGUGGACGUGGCCGCUGGGGGCUCAUUCUGCCUCAUCGUCAAUGAACAUGGCGAUGUUUUCGUCUGGGGCUUCGGUCUCCUAGGGCUCGGCCCCAACGUGCAGCACACAGCCAGGCCCAAGCAGAUCCCUCCAACAUUAUUCGGACGCAAUGAAUUCAACCCAGAAAGUACAGUGAAGAAAGUUGCUUCAGGUAUCAGCCAUCUCGCUGCGAUAACUAACAACGGAGAUCUGUACACUUGGGGCCGGAACAGACACGGAUGUUUAGGACUAGGAGAGGACUCAGACCAGCAUUUCCCUCUAAGGGUGUCCAUAGGAGCCCAUGUAUUGAAUGUAUCGUGCAGUGUUGAUCAUACUAUUGCGUUGUGUAAACCGUUUACGUAAAUUUUUAAUGUGUUAUUUGUAAGAUUAUGUUUUGUUGAAGACUGUUAUGUUAGAGUAAAAGUUGUUUUAUUUCCCAUUCUUCUUGUUUUAGUGAGUACGGCGUAGGCGCAAUAAUUUGGUACCAUAUUUGCUCGUAGCGACAAAAAUUUAAUAAUGACGUACUUUCUAAGUGAUAUGACCAAAUAUAAAAUUAAGUUUAUUGUCGAAUUACUCAAUUGAUAGACCUGAAUAUAGAGCCCUAUAUGAUAUUAUAGUCUCAAUAUUAUACUGU
Molecule: messenger RNA, 1706 nt
Organism: Amyelois transitella
Lineage: Eukaryota; Metazoa; Arthropoda; Insecta; Lepidoptera; Pyralidae
Product: RCC1-like G exchanging factor-like protein
Exons: 7
Coding region: 77-1435 (452 amino acids)
Source: RefSeq, a predicted model, not a curated record